GAAAAGAGGUAGUGAGCGGGUGUUUCAGGAUGUGAGGGCCCACAGGAGCGGAGCUGGGCUCUAUCCGCGCCUGCCUGCCGCCCUGAAAGCUCUGGCCUCGGCACGCUGCCCACAGUCCCCAUGGUGGGCGCCCCCCGUGGCUGGGACCAGUGAACAGCGGAGGCAUGCCAGGGAAGCCCAAGCACCUGGGCGUCCCCAACGGACGCAUGGUUUUGGCUGUCUCAGAUGGAGAGCUGAGCAGCACAGCGGAGCCCCAGGGCCAGGGCAACGGCCGGGGCAGCUCCCUCAGCAUCCGCAGCCUCCCCAGCGGCCCCAGCAGCUCCUUCCCCACUGAGGACCAGCCCGCAGCCAGCUGGGGCCUGUCCUUCGAGCGGCUGCUGCAGGACCCGCUGGGCCAGGCCUACUUCACUGAGUUCCUGAAGAAGGAGUACAGUGCUGAGAACCUGACUUUCUGGAAGGCCUGCGAGAGCUUCCAGCAGAUCCCUGCCAGCGACGUCCAGAAGCUAGCUCAGGAAGCCCGCAGCAUCUACCAGGAGUUCCUUUCCAGCCAGGCACUGAGCCCGGUGAAUAUCGACCGGCAGGCCUGGCUCGGCGAAGAGGUGCUGGCUAAUCCGCGACCGGAUAUGUUCCGGGCGCAGCAACUUCAGAUCUUCAACUUGAUGAAAUUCGACAGCUAUGCGCGCUUCGUCAAGUCCCCGCUGUACCGCGAGUGCCUCCUGGCGGAGGCGGAGGGGCGCCCCCUCCCGGACCCCGGCUCCUCGCGCCUCGGCAGCCCCGACGCCACCAGGAAGAAGCCAAAGCUGAAGCCCGGGAAGUCGCUGCCGCUCGGUGUGGAGGAGCUGGGGCAGCUGCCGACGGCCGAGGGCCCUGGGGGCCGCCCGCUCCGCAAGUCCUUCCGCAGGGAACUGGUGGGCACCGGGGCAAACUCGGCCUUGAGACGAGAGUCCCAGGGCUCCCUCAACUCUUCUGCCAGCCUGGACCUCGGCUUCCUUGCCUUCACCAGCAACAAAUCUGAGAGCCAUCGGAAGAGCCUUGGGAGCUCGGAAGGUGAGAGCGAAAGCCGUCAAGGGAAGUACUGUUGCGUGUACCUGCCCGACGGCACAGCCUCCUUGGCCCUGGCCCGGCCCGGCCUCACCAUUCGUGCCAUGCUGUCCGGCAUUUGUGAGAAACGAGGCCUUUCUCUACCCGACAUCAAGGUCUACCUGGUGGGCAACGAGCAGAAGGCCCUGGUCCUGGAUCAGGACUGCACCGUGCUGGCGGACCAGGAAGUGAGGCUGGAGAGCAGGACCACCUUCCACCUCGAGUUGGCGGCGCUACAGCGCGUGGUGCUGAUCUCGGCCAAGCCCACCAAGCGGCUGCAGGAGGCGCUGCAGCCCACCCUGGCGAAGCACGGCCUGAGCCCGCAACAGGUGGAGCUGCGCUUGACUGCUGACCUGUCCCCGCAGCCAGGUGAGAAACAGCCGCUGGAUCUGGGGAAGCUAGUGAGCUCCGUGGCGGCCCGGAGACUGGUUUUGGACACGCUCCCAGGUGUGACGAUUUCCGAAGCUGGCGAUGCACCCUCCUGCCACAACCAGCACACCCCACCUAGAACCCAGGACAGGGCAGCCCAUUCUCCACUGCCACUCAGUUCCGCAGCGGGGGAGCCCAGCAGUGUCACUGGGAGGCGGCAGACCUGCGACAUCGAAGGCCUAGUGGAGCUGCUGAACCGGGUACAAAGCAGCGGGGCCCAUGACCAAAGGGGCCUUCUGCGCAAAGAGGACCUGGUGCUUCCAGAAUUUCUGCAGCUGCCUGCCCAAGGGCCUAGUUCCCAGGAGGCCCCACCACAGACUGAAUCAUCAGCCCCGCCCAAAGGGGACCCCUCAGACUGUGCCACCCACUCAGCCCUCUGACAGCUGUCCAACAGUCUGGGCUGGCUGCAUGGCCCCUGGCAGGCCGAGCAUGCCAUGGCCCUGCCCUGCAUGCCCUGUCCGUGCCGUGAGUGUCCCUGGCCCCUUCCUGCCACGGGCUGGCUCGAAGGAAGAGCCACAAGGCGGUGGAGAGGGGCUCAAAGUGGCCACACCCCCCAGCUGCCACCACUUGGUCCCUCAGAGGCUCACCCACCCACCCCUUGAAGCAGGCCAUUGGGGGUAGGUGCGGCUCCCCUCCUCCCUUCGCACACCCCCAUGCAGGCUUGCCCAACACAGAGGGGUGGUGUUGGCAGUGCCAGCCUCCCCACCCUGUGCCGAGCCUCAUCAGGGAGCAGGAGGAGGGGCGGGCCCCUCCUCAGGGAGUUGGUGUAAGCAAGGCCUGGGGGUGCAGCUAGGCAGCCCCUCCCUCUACCCACUGGACUCUACUGGACAGAUGGAUUUUCCAGUUGGCUUAGGGCAGCUGGGUUUGUCCUGAAUGUAUAAUAUUGUUAUUAUAAUUAUUAUUAUUGUUCUGUCA
This is a messenger RNA of Phyllostomus discolor (pale spear-nosed bat), 2424 nucleotides long. RefSeq names its product regulator of G protein signaling 14 (gene RGS14). The record is from RefSeq and is a predicted model, not a curated record. Bases 165 to 1889 code for a protein of 574 amino acids. The transcript has 15 exons. Gene Ontology annotation, biological process: regulation of G protein-coupled receptor signaling pathway; signal transduction. Lineage: Eukaryota; Metazoa; Chordata; Mammalia; Chiroptera; Phyllostomidae. Gene Ontology annotation, molecular function: GTPase activator activity; microtubule binding; G-protein alpha-subunit binding.